GCAUGUUAGACAGAUAAAGACAUUUGGUCAGAUGCUCGCUGAAGGCUAGGUAAUCUCUGCCAGGAAGCUUAUUCCUUCCGAGCCCCGCUAUCUGCUCAGCUUCAGUCCAGACGCAGACUCCGCAAUGUUUUAUUUCCACUGUCCACCGCAGUUAGAUGGGGAGUGUUGCCGGACGAAUUCGUUGAAUUCCGGCGGGUUUGGCGGACACAGUACCAGCGAUUUUGACGACGGUUUUCUACGCCGAAAGCAACGCCGGAACAGAACGACGUUUACCCUUCAGCAGUUAGAAGCUUUAGAAGCCGUUUUUGCACAGACGCAUUACCCAGACGUAUUCACCAGGGAAGAGCUCGCAAUGAAGAUAAAUCUCACUGAAGCAAGAGUUCAGGUUUGGUUCCAAAACCGAAGGGCGAAAUGGAGGAAAACAGAGAGGGGCAAUUCCGAUCAAGAAGCUGGGAAGGAGAUUGCAGCCGAAGGUUCGCCUCCCAUGAGAAACCUAAAUUCCCCCUCUCCCAUGGAGCCGACUCGGGGCAAAAAGGAUUCAUUAGAAAUGCAACAGAACCUCGGCAGGACGGUAGGUCCUUCGGCCCCUUUCUUCCCCUCCUGCUUGCCCACGACUCUGCUCAACACGGCCACUUACGCCCAAGCUCUGACUCAAGUUGCAACGCUGAAGGGAAAUUCCCUGUGUUCCUGCUGUGUGCCAGACCCAAUGGGUCUCUCAUUUUUGCCCCCCUAUGGUUGCCAGAGCAAUCGAACAGCUAGUGUGGCUGCAUUGCGCAUGAAAGCUCGUGAACACUCUGAGGCAGUGCUCCAGUCAGCCAACCUGCUUCCGACAGCCAACAACAGCCCUGCUGUUGGACCGAAACCCUCCUUGGAUACUGACCAGGAGAAGGCCAGCCAUCCCAAAGAGAAGAUUGAGGCUGAACGGAAUGUAUGAGGGCAAGGAGAGCGAACCAUAACUGUAGAGAUAACACUUAAGAUCACUUUAUGGCAUCACUGUGAAUAUUCUCACAGCUGUAAAGAUAUUGGAUCCACCAUAUGAUCAAGACAUGACACCAUCUGUACAAAAACAAAGACGCUCUUACCUGGGUCAAAGCCAAAAAGAUGUAUAUAAAUGAAUUCUGGAUCUUUUGCAAUGCAGCGGUUGCCUUCCUUUUUUCUUUUAACCAUGUUUAUUCCACUCUUGACUACAUGGGAAGAUUAUCACAUGCUAGAAUUGCCUUGCUCUAAAACUGUGCAGCAGGUACUUAAGGAGAAAAUGCAUGAGAUCAACAAAUCCACUUCCUCAGACCACAAGCAAUUUUAUAUAUUCCCUUUUUAUAAUGCAAUGGGGAAAGAAUAUAAUCUCUCGCAGGUAAGUGAGUAUAGAUCAAGUAAAAGAAAACAAAAAGCACCUGCUGGUUGUUUGCUAAAUUUGCAAAUACAAGUGGUUGUUCUGGAAGAGGUGACCUUCAGUGUGCAAUAAAGCUGUAAGCUUCUAUGUCAUUAUGAUACAGUAGAUUUCUAUUAAAUGGAUAAACUGUUAACAGGAAUUCAUUUGAAAUAUUAAUAGCACAAUCUCUGGUAUACUUUCACCGCAACAAAAGGAUUUAUGAAUUUAAUUUUAUGCUGUUAAUUUUAGCUUGACAUUCUGAAAUAUGAAAACACUCUAACAGAUACAAGCAGUGAGACACUACAGGACCGUACAUAUUGUGAACCAUAAAUACAACUAAAACACGUUUUUGGGAAGAAUAAAUAUUGUAUUCAUUGGUGAGGAAGUCGUAGUGAAGGGACAAUAGGCACGCCAACCCUAAAACUGAAUGGAAUCUUUCAUUACUGCUAAUUUAUUUUGGCUGAAAUUCUCACUAGUCAGAUUUUUUCACUGAGAGUAGUUUAGUGAGCACACCACAGGUCAUGUCUUCUGGAACAUCAUCCCUUAAGCAGCCUCUGUCUUGGAUUACUGGUCAUAUUCUGGGACAAUCCAUGCAUCCCAAUUUAUAAUAUCACCUAUUUUUCUCCGAAACAUGACUUAGGGCAUAAAAUUGAACUUUACUCAAUCUCGGCUCCCAUAGCCUAACUUUUAAUUGUUUUAUUAAAUUUGUAUUUCCAACAGAAAGGUACAUAAAUAAAUGAACUGUUGAGCAAAUUAAGAAUACUUAACAGCAUUGCAUCCGAAAAGUAGUUACACUGAUUAAAUUUUGUGUCCUUGAGGAUUUUCAGGAAAUUACUUUUGAUCGUCAAUAACACAAUUAAGUAAACUACACGCACAUUAGCAUGAAUAAUUGAUAAGAAAUUAUGUAUUACCACGAAGUACUGAUUUAAUAAUUCAUGAUGCGACACUAGUGACUGUUGCAGUCCUAGAUAACGUGGAAUUCUUGCCUGAUGCUUGAGGCAGUGUGCAAUUACAAGGGUUGGAAGGUGGAAGGUUGUGUAUUU
This is a messenger RNA of Stegostoma tigrinum, 2412 nucleotides long. RefSeq names its product dorsal root ganglia homeobox (gene drgx). Gene Ontology annotation, molecular function: RNA polymerase II transcription regulatory region sequence-specific DNA binding; DNA-binding transcription factor activity, RNA polymerase II-specific. The record is from RefSeq and is a predicted model, not a curated record. Gene Ontology annotation, biological process: regulation of transcription by RNA polymerase II. NCBI's taxonomy places the organism in Eukaryota, Metazoa, Chordata, Chondrichthyes, Orectolobiformes, Stegostomatidae. Bases 125 to 934 code for a protein of 269 amino acids. The transcript is spliced from 7 exons.